AUGUCACUGGAGGUCCACCCCGCGUCUCCCACCGAUGCGCCCGAACUCACGCAAGUCUUUUACGCCAGCUUCCGUAGCGACCUUGACACAACCAUGUUCCCAAACACGCCGGAUGUGACGCAAUGGUGGGAAAAAUAUUUCAGCGCCGUCAUCACGGGCUCAAUUGCAGGCGAGACCAACGAUGUAUUGCUCAAGGGGACGGAGGGCUCGGAGAAUGGCGGGACUGUUGCAUUCGCGAAAUGGAAGCGUCCUGUGUCGGCUGCAGAUCGCGGUCAGCAUCAAGAAAAAAUUGUGUGGCCUGCUAGUAGUGAUAAGGAGCUUUGCGAUCGAUUUUUCCAUGGCAUGGAGGUGCGGCAUGAGAAGUGGAUGGGGGAUCGGCCUCAUUAUUAUCUGGAUAUGUUGGGUGUUCACCCUUCCCAAGAAGGCAAGGGCCUUGGGUCGAAGCUCCUCAGAUGGGGUCUCACACGCGCUGAUGCUGAGGGUGUGGAGGUUUAUCUGUCUGCGUCUCCAGCUGGGAGACCCUUGUACUUGAAAUAUGGUUUCCGCGAGGUUGAUUCUUUCGAGCCAUAUCCCGACUACGUGCAGGUAGCGAUGAUACGCUCCCCGAAUGGCCAAUAG
Messenger RNA from Penicillium hordei, 618 nucleotides. RefSeq lists its product as uncharacterized. The record is from RefSeq and is a predicted model, not a curated record. The coding region runs from base 1 to 618 and encodes 205 amino acids. The transcript is spliced from 2 exons. NCBI's taxonomy places the organism in Eukaryota, Fungi, Ascomycota, Eurotiomycetes, Eurotiales, Aspergillaceae. Gene Ontology annotation, molecular function: acyltransferase activity, transferring groups other than amino-acyl groups.